UAUCUCUUGUAACGGCAGAGAUUGUGUAUACCGAAAUUUCCCAGCCAGAACAAACAAGACGAGCCUCCCAUCCGUCAAUUGUAGUCAUGGCUCCCUCAAAGACUGUCGCCGUUGCGUCGAAAGAUGUCACUCCCUCGAUUGAUCCCGAGCAGACCCUGAAGGCCUCCAAGGCUCUCCUGGCGCACAUCAAGAAGGCCGCCAAGGAAAAGUCCCAAGAACCCGGCAAGAAGAACCUGCUCGCCGACCUCGACGAUGAAGAGGCCAACAUCGCCCAGCAGCCCAUCUGGCUGACCCUCACGACGAAGCGCCACAUUGCCGACACGACCCGUCUCAAGCCCGGCAAGAUCGCCCUGCCUCACCCGCUCAACUCUGACGAGGAGUCGACGAUAUGUCUCAUCACCGCCGACCCCCAGCGCGCCUACAAGAACAUUGUCGCCUCGGACGAGUUCCCCGCCGCCUUGCGCAAGCGCAUCACCCGCGUCGUCGACCUCGGCAAGCUCAAGUCCAAAUUCAAGCAGUACGAGGCCCAGCGCAAGCUCUUCUCUGAGCAUGACAUCUUCCUCGCCGACGACCGCAUCGUCAGCCGCCUGCCCAAGGCCCUCGGCAAGACCUUUUAUAAGACCACCGCCAAGAGGCCUAUCCCCGUCGUCAUCUCGGCCAAGGCACCGCGCGGCGACGACGGCAAGCGUGCUAAGCCCCAACCCAAGACCCCCGGCACCAUCAACGCCGGCACGCCGCAGGAGAUUGCCAACGAAAUCGAGAAGGCCAUCGGCGCUGCCCUCGUUAGCCUGAGCCCGUCGACCAACACCGCCAUCCGGAUAGGCUACGCCGGCUUCUCCGCCGACCAAAUCGCCGACAACGUCAACGCCGUCGUCAAGGCACUCGUCGAGAAGUGGGUGCCGCAGAAGUGGCAGAACGUCAAGAGCAUCUACAUCAAGGGCCAGGAGACGGCAGCCCUGCCCGUCUGGCUGACGGACGAGCUCUGGCUGGAGCAGAAGGACAUCGUCGCCGAUGAUAGCGAGCAGGCCAAGGCCAUCAAGGAGAAGGCCAACGUUGGCAAGAAGCGCAAGUCGAUCGGCGCCGCCGCCGAGGAGGACGAUGACGCCGGCGAGAUCAGCAAGCCCUCAGCGAAGAAGGCCAAGAAGGCCGCCGCCAAGGAGGCGCAGAAGGCGUUGCCCGAGAGCAACGACGAUGUUCUCAACAAGCAGAUUGCUGAGCGCAAGGAGAAGCUGAAGAAGCAGAAGGCUAAGGCUAAGGCCGCCCUGGACAACUAGACUUGUUUUUCCCCCCCAACCUGAUGACAGUGUCGCUACAUUAAGAGGGAGAAAGAGAAGGGUUUACGUGCGGGAUUAUACCAUGCAUGGUUUGCGGCGUACGGCGUUGGUUCCAACAAAAAAGUCAACCAUGAGAAGUCAAAUGGCUAGGGUUUUAUCAAUAGAAACUAGUAGUGUACAACUUUGUCCCCCCAUUUUAACUCCGCGUUCGUCCUGUCCCGGUUCCGUUACUCGACACACCCCCUUCGUCAUCCCGCC
Molecule: messenger RNA, 1532 nt
Organism: Colletotrichum destructivum
Lineage: Eukaryota; Fungi; Ascomycota; Sordariomycetes; Glomerellales; Glomerellaceae
Product: Putative ribosomal protein uL1
Exons: 2
Coding region: 87-1274 (395 amino acids)
Biological process (GO): maturation of LSU-rRNA
Cellular component (GO): cytosolic large ribosomal subunit; 90S preribosome
Molecular function (GO): RNA binding
Source: RefSeq, a predicted model, not a curated record